This is a messenger RNA of Girardinichthys multiradiatus, 3345 nucleotides long. RefSeq names its product CWC22 spliceosome associated protein homolog (gene cwc22). The transcript has 20 exons. Gene Ontology annotation, molecular function: RNA binding; protein binding. Gene Ontology annotation, biological process: mRNA splicing, via spliceosome. Lineage: Eukaryota; Metazoa; Chordata; Actinopteri; Cyprinodontiformes; Goodeidae. Bases 106 to 3129 code for a protein of 1007 amino acids. Gene Ontology annotation, cellular component: catalytic step 2 spliceosome. The record is from RefSeq and is a predicted model, not a curated record.
CCGGAAGCGAUUCUUAACCCGGAAAAGGUUGCUGUUUACAGCGGAACGUUUUCCGCCACAAAAAACGACAGUGAUUUAAGUAAAGUCUGAAAACCGCAACGAGGGAUGGAUUCUCCUGUUAGAAGUGAAAGCUCCAGCCCUCAACAAAGAGAGAAUAAAGGACCUUCGGAGGAUGAGACCAGUCCAGGAGCACGGAGGCCCCAGCAAGCGAACGCAAGGGAGAGAAGCCCUAAAAAGCAAUCCUCACCAGAAGCAGGCCACAAAGGUCGUAACCAAUCGAAGAGCUCGGCCUCAAGCAGUUCAGACAGCAGCAGCAGCAGUGAUGAGGAUGCUGAACAUGAGGGUGCUCUAAGGAAAAUUAGGAGCAGCGUGGCUCACAUACAAAGAUCCAGGUUCAAGGAGAGUGACAGAUCCUCAUCCAGAGAGAGUAAACGGUCCAGGCAAGAAGAUAGAUCCAAGUCCAAAGAAAGAAACGGAUCCCAAUCCAGAGAAAGAGACAGAUCAAGAUCCAAGGGACAGGAAAAGUCAAGGUCCAGAUCCAGGGAACAAAAAAGGUCGAGGUCCAGAUCCAGAGACCAACAAAAAUCAAGGUCUAGAUCCAGAGAACGGGGAAGAUCUAGGUCUAGAUCCAAAGAACGGGGAAGAUCUAGGUCCAGAUCCAAAGAACGGGGAAGAUCGAGGUCUAGAUCAAGGGGACGAGACAGAUCCAGGUCUAAGGGACGGGAACGUUCCAGAUCAAGAGAAAGAGACCGGAACAGAGAACGCUUCGACAGAAGACGCUAUGCUCGAGAUCGCUAUGACGACCGACGCGAUGACAGGGAUAGACGUUUUGAUUGGCGAGCCAACAGAGAUGAAGAUUCAGAGCGCAGGAGGCGGGGGCGAUCUGCCUCCCCUCCAGCUGACAAGGAGCCAGCUGCAGCCGAAGAACCGCCGGUUAAGAAGAAGAAGAAGGAGGAGCUGGACCCGAUCCUGACGAGGACCGGCGGUGCUUACAUUCCCCCUGCCAAACUGCGCAUGAUGCAACAGCAAAUUACUGACAAGAGCAGCCUGGCCUAUCAGAGGAUGAGCUGGGAGGCUCUGAAGAAGUCCAUCAACGGUCUGAUCAACAAAGUCAACGUGUCCAACAUUGUGAACAUCAUCCAGGAGCUGCUGCAGGAAAACAUUGUCAGGGGAAGGGGUCUUCUGGCUCGGUCAGUGCUGCAGGCUCAAGCCGCUUCCCCCAUCUUUACUCAUGUCUAUGCUGCUGUCGUGGCCAUCAUCAACUCCAAGUUCCCUCAGAUCGGAGAGCUGAUCCUGAAACGUCUGAUCCUGACCUUCAGGAGGAGCUACCGCCGCAACCUGAAGCAACAGUGCCUGACGGCCUCAAAGUUUGUGGCACAUCUCAUCAACCAGAAUGUGGCCCACGAGGUUUUGUGUUUGGAGAUGCUGACUCUGCUGCUGGAGCGUCCGACUGACGACAGCGUGGAGGUAGCCAUCUCUUUCCUCAAGGAGUGUGGACUCAAACUGACUGAGGUCUCACCCCGUGGAAUCAAUGCCAUAUUUGAGCGUCUCAGGAAUAUCCUCCAUGAAUCGUCCAUUGACAAAAGGGUCCAGUACAUGAUCGAGGUGAUGUUCGCCAUCAGGAAGGAUGGUUUCAAAGAUCAUCCUGUGAUCCCCGAUGGCCUGGACCUGGUGGACGAGGACGACCAGUUCACCCACAUGCUGCCACUGGAGGACGAGUAUAACACUGAGGAUGUCCUCAACGUGUUCAAGAUGGACCCAGACUUCCAGGAGAACGAGGAGAAAUACAAAACUAUUAAAAGAGAUAUCCUCGACGAGGGCAACAGUGAUUCAGGAGAGGAGGGGGGCGGCAGCGAUGAAGAUGAGGACGAAGAAGAUGAGAACGAGGAAGGGGGAGAAGAUGAGAAGGUUACCAUCUUUGACAAGACAGAAGUCAACCUUGUUGCUUUCAGACGAACCAUUUACCUCGCUAUUCAGUCCAGCUUGGACUUUGAGGAAUGCGCCCACAAACUGAUCAAGAUGGACUUUCCUGACAGCCAAACUAAAGAGCUGUGUAAUAUGAUCCUGGACUGCUGUGCUCAGCAGAGGACCUAUGAGAAGUUCUUCGGUCUACUUGCUGGGAGGUUCUGUCUGCUGAAGAAGGAGUACAUGGAGAGCUUUGAGGCGAUAUUUUUUGAGCAGUACGAUACAAUCCACCGACUGGAGACCAACAAACUGAGGAACGUGGCCCGACUGUUUGCUCAUCUGCUCUACACAGACUCAGUGCCAUGGAGUGUGUUGGAAUGCAUCCGAAUGAGUGAGGAGACCACAACAUCAUCUAGCAGGAUUUUUGUGAAAAUCCUUUUCCAGGAGCUCUGUGCCUACAUGGGCCUCCCAAAACUCAACCAACGGCUUAAAGACCCAACCCUGCAAACCUUCUUUGAGGGUCUUUUUCCUCGUGAUAAUCCCAGAAACACUCGUUUUGCCAUCAACUUCUUCACCUCGAUUGGACUGGGAGGCUUGACCGAUGAGUUGAGGGAACACCUGAAGAACGCACCAAAGAUGAUCAUGACUCAAAACCAGGAAGUUGAAUCAUCUGACUCGUCGUCAUCGUCGUCCUCUUCGUCGUCGUCGGACUCUUCCUCCUCUGAUUCUUCCAGCGGAUCAGAUUCUGACUCCUCAGAUUCUGACUCCUCCUCCAGCAGCAGCAGCUCAGGGUCUGACAACAAACACAAGAAGAAGAGAAAGGGACGCCGUGAAGAGAAAAAAAAGAAAGAAAAGGACAAGAAGAAGAAAGUGGACAUGAAGCAAAAAGGAGGCAGGAAUGAUAAAGACAACAAUGAUGUUGAGAAGCAGGCGAAGAAGGAUAGAAGGGACCGUGAACGUGACUUGGACGAACAUGCACGUGAGGACACAAGGGGACGAAGGCGAGAAGAAAGGUCGGAGAAAGAUGAGCGGCAGGAGGAGGAGGAAGGCAGGAGACGAAAAGUGGACAGACCACAAGAUGAUGAUGGUCAAAGGGACAGAGGGCGAGACAGAGACAGGGAGCGAGGAAGGGAGAGAGAGUAUGAGGAGAAGGAGAGAGACAGAGAGAGGAAUAAAGAGAACAGAGACAGGAACAGAGAGAGAGAGGAGAGGAGGAGGAGAUGAAACUCUUACAGCAGCAGUGAUGGACUGAUGACUGACAGACGAGGGAGGCGUCCAUCCUUCUCUUCUGUCAUCCCUCUUUACUCCAUCCUGACUUUAUACUGUCAUAAACUCGGACCUGUCAUUCUCUUCCCUUCAGUUUGUUUUCUACUGAUGAUUUUUGUUGCUUCUGUAAACGAGAAGAAAAACCAUUAAAGUUGCUCUAGAUGUUUUUGAUCA